Nannospalax galili (Upper Galilee mountains blind mole rat) is the source of this 2646-nucleotide messenger RNA. It is a transcript of the gene Zic2, whose product is annotated as Zic family member 2. NCBI's taxonomy places the organism in Eukaryota, Metazoa, Chordata, Mammalia, Rodentia, Spalacidae. The coding region runs from base 3 to 1559 and encodes 518 amino acids. Gene Ontology annotation, molecular function: DNA-binding transcription factor activity, RNA polymerase II-specific; RNA polymerase II cis-regulatory region sequence-specific DNA binding. The record is from RefSeq and is a predicted model, not a curated record. Gene Ontology annotation, biological process: regulation of transcription by RNA polymerase II; central nervous system development. The transcript is spliced from 3 exons. Gene Ontology annotation, cellular component: nucleus.
CCAUGCUUCUGGACGCGGGGCCGCAGUUCCCGGCCAUCGGGGUGGGCAGCUUCGCGCGCCACCAUCACCAUUCGGCCGCGGCGGCUGCGGCUGCGGCCGCCGAGAUGCAAGACCGAGAACUGAGCCUGGCUGCGGCGCAAAACGGUUUCGUAGACUCGGCCGCUGCGCACAUGGGAGCCUUCAAGCUCAACCCCGGAGCGCACGAACUGUCUCCGGGCCAGAGCUCUGCGUUCACGUCGCAGGGCCCUGGUGCCUAUCCCGGCUCCGCUGCCGCUGCCGCCGCCGCCGCGGCUCUCGGGCCCCACGCCGCGCAUGUUGGCUCCUACUCCGGGCCUCCCUUUAACUCCACCCGGGACUUCCUGUUCCGCAGCCGCGGCUUCGGGGACUCAGCGCCGGGAGGCGGGCAGCACGGGCUAUUCGGACCCGGUGCAGGAGGCCUACACCACGCGCACUCAGACGCUCAGGGCCACCUCCUGUUUCCCGGCCUCCCGGAGCAACACGGGCCGCACGGCUCCCAGAAUGUGCUCAACGGUCAGAUGCGCCUGGGGCUGCCGGGAGAGGUGUUCGGGCGUUCAGAGCAAUACCGCCAAGUGGCCAGCCCGCGGACCGACCCCUAUUCGGCGGCGCAACUCCACAACCAGUACGGCCCGAUGAAUAUGAACAUGGGUAUGAACAUGGCAGCCGCUCACCACCAUCACCACCACCACCACCCAGGUGCCUUUUUCCGCUACAUGCGGCAGCAGUGCAUCAAACAGGAGCUCAUCUGCAAGUGGAUCGAUCCCGAGCAGCUGAGCAACCCUAAGAAGAGUUGCAACAAAACUUUCAGCACCAUGCACGAGCUGGUGACCCACGUCUCGGUGGAGCAUGUCGGCGGCCCGGAGCAGAGCAACCAUGUCUGCUUCUGGGAGGAGUGUCCACGUGAAGGCAAGCCCUUCAAGGCCAAAUACAAACUGGUCAACCACAUCCGCGUGCACACGGGCGAGAAACCCUUCCCCUGUCCGUUCCCGGGCUGUGGCAAAGUCUUCGCGCGCUCCGAGAACCUCAAGAUCCACAAAAGGACCCACACAGGGGAAAAGCCUUUCCAGUGUGAGUUCGAAGGCUGUGACCGGCGCUUCGCCAACAGCAGCGACCGGAAGAAGCACAUGCACGUCCACACCUCAGAUAAGCCCUAUCUCUGCAAGAUGUGCGACAAAUCCUACACACACCCCAGUUCGCUUCGGAAGCACAUGAAGGUCCAUGAGUCCUCCCCUCAGGGCUCCGAGUCCUCCCCGGCUGCCAGCUCUGGCUAUGAGUCGUCCACACCCCCGGGACUGGUGUCCCCCAGCGCUGAGCCCCAGAGCAGCUCCAACCUGUCUCCUGCGGCGGCGGCGGCGGCGGCAGCCGCGGCUGCGGUGUCCGCGGUGCACCGAGGCGGCGGCUCCGGAGGCGGCUCGGGGAGCGGCAGCGGUGGGGGCGGCAGCGGGGCGGGCGGCGGGGGCGGUGGCAGCUCUGGCGGGGGCAGCGGGACAGCCGGAGGCCACAGCGGCCUCUCCUCCAACUUCAAUGAAUGGUACGUGUGAGGGGCCUGGGGGCCUUUCUCUCUGUCUCUGUCCCCACCUCGCCCUCCCAAAGCGCGUGCUGCCUCUGCUGAGGGCUCCUUAUUGAUGAUCCUGUUGUUAAAAUUAUGAAUCUGAUUUUUACGGUGAUGAAAAAUGAUUUUACCAGCAGAAGGGUUUUUUAAAGUUUCGUUUUGUUUUUUUUAAAGAAAACAAUCUAGGCAUGAAAAGCAAAAUAAUCUCUCUGGAGUUUCUGAAACUGAAGACAAAAUAAAUAAAAAGUGUAAAAAAAAAAAGUAAAACAUAAAAAUAUCGAGUCAAACCUCCCUAGCAACCCCCCAAACCCAUUUUACUUCCUAUACUCUUCCCAGUCUUCUGAGAAACUGUACAUAGUGGACUCCUUCCUUCUUUGCCGUGAUUUUAAUGGCUUCUUGGUGUAUAGAAGUUUGUCCAUUUGUAAGCUCCGGAUUGCGUUCUUUCCUCCCUUCAACCCUGUACCCAAGUGAUGGACCCUUUCUUUUCUCUUUAGUUUACCCAGUUUAUUUUUUACGUAAUGUGGAAGAAAAUGGUUUAUUUUGUAUUGUGGUAUUGAAUAUUGUGUUCCUUUUUAUGAGGCAACUUGAUUGUAAACUUCAUGCAACUAUAGACUGGAAAAAAAAAAUGAGCCGUGCCAAAGUCUCCCUUCUGUUUCUUCAACACAUCGACCCAUACAUAGCACACACAUAUCACCACCACCACCAACGCUUGUGAAUGUAUUUUUCUGUUAGCUGAGUUUACAUGUGAUGUUUUAGUGCUUUUGCAAGUUCAGUUUGUUAGUUCCUGUAUGAAAGAUUGUGGGGGAAAAAUAAACGUGCCGUUAGCUUUUUCCGUAAUAACACCCUUCUGUAAAUACCCGUUACCAUAUUUAUCCAUUUGUAAUUAAAUUAUGGUAUUAACUUGCUACAGAGGAAACAAUAUUUAUAAAGAAUGUUUCUUAACUAUAAAUAUGUACAAUUGUGGGCAUAAACUGUUUCAGAUUUUUUAUUUGAAGGUUUUAAGUGGUUUGAUCAUUUCUUGUGAUAUGUUUUGAGAGUAAUGCAUACAGAAAUAUAAUAAAAUGUGUUGAAACUGC